Peromyscus maniculatus bairdii (prairie deer mouse) is the source of this 1873-nucleotide messenger RNA. RefSeq names its product immunity-related GTPase family M protein 2-like. Gene Ontology annotation, biological process: innate immune response; cellular response to interferon-beta; autophagosome assembly. NCBI's taxonomy places the organism in Eukaryota, Metazoa, Chordata, Mammalia, Rodentia, Cricetidae. The record is from RefSeq and is a predicted model, not a curated record. Gene Ontology annotation, molecular function: GTPase activity; GTP binding. Gene Ontology annotation, cellular component: endoplasmic reticulum membrane.
CUUCAGCUGCUCCUCUCCUCUAUCAUUCUGCCCAGGAGGACCCCAGCCCUCCACACCUAAAUUCUCUUCUUCCUGAACAUCCUGGGCCUGGAUUCCAGUUUUACAAGGCUUCUGAGCAGGUUGCCCCAUUGCUCACCAACAUGGAAGAGGUUGUUGGGUCUGUCGAGGAUAAAGAAUUUACAUGCUUCUCCGAUGCUAUAUCCAUUCACAAAAACAGCAAUAUUUUAUCUGUGGAAGUUGUCAAGAAUAUUGAGACUGCUGUGAAUGAAGGAAAGUUGGGAGAAGUGGUCUCCAUAGUCAAAGAUAUCAGUCAGGAAGUAUCCAAGAGCACAGUGAAAAUUGCUGUGACUGGGGACUCUGGCAAUGGCAUGUCAUCCUUCAUCAAUGCCCUUAGGCUCAUUGGACAUGAGGAGGAGAAUUCAGCUCCCACUGGGGUGGUGAGGACCACCCAGAAACCAGCCUGCUACUCCUCCUCCAGAUUUCCCAAUGUGGACUUUUGGGACCUGCCUGGCACAAGGGUCACAGUCCCGAGUAUGGAGAACUACCUGAAGGAGAUGGAGUUUGACAAAUAUGACCUUAUCAUCAUCAUCAUCCCUUCUGAGCAGUUCAGUUCAAACCUUGUGAAAGUGGCCAAAGCCAUGCAGAGGAUGAGAAAGAGGUUCUAUGUCAUCAGGACAAAGCUGGACAGGAGCCUCGGUCCAAGUGCCCACUCAGAACCCCAGCUACUGCGGAGUAUCCAGGAGAGUAUUCAGGAGAACCUCCAGAAGGAGGGGGUGAAGGUGCCCCCCAUAUUCCUGGUAUCCAGCUUUGAGCCUUCAUCACAUGACUUCCCGAAGCUCAGAGACACACUGAAAAAAGACAUUCCCUGCAUCAGACAUUAUGGUCUCUUAGGAACCCUUUUCCAAAUCUGCGAGAAGACUAUUAAUGAGAUAGUGGAAUCCAUUAAUAGGAGCAUAGAUGAGGAUAAUCUAAAAGCUAUUGGAAUCUCAAAUCCAGAUAAUCUGAGAGAGUGUCAGCAAUUAUUCAAAGAAAAACUUGGUGUGGAUGACAGAUCUCUCCACCAGGUGGCUCUGAUUAUGAACCAGCCUGAUGUUUAUUCCAGGGAUGCCAAGCAAUCCCAGGUUACACAGAGAGACCAACAAUAUGGCUGGACUCAGUCUCAGCUUUAUCGUUCCAGAAAUGAAUGUUUCUAUACAAGGUUUAACGACAACAUCAGUUGCCGUUUUGACUCUCGCCGUCAUAGACACAUGAGUCAGAAACAUGUGCUUGAUGAAGUUGCUAAACAAACCAAGAAAAUUCUAUGGGAAAUCCUGAAACAGUCCAUUAUCCUUCCUCAGGAGGGCUAGACAACUGAGGUCCCCUAACCAGCUCUGUACCCUACGUCUACCCGAAGUUGAGCUUACCUGAGAUGUGGAUUCCAAGUUCCUUGAGGUUAAUGGUCCACAUUUCUUGAUGGGUGUCCCCCCACAUGGAAACACCAUAAUGGAUUUUGCUUUGUACCUUUGUUUAAUUUUAUUAACUGAACCAACUGGAUACCAAUAUAGGAGAAACUUCCUUAUUUUGACUGUACAGAAUCUCACCUUUGACACACGGUUUCCUUGCACCUAUGGUAGAUAUUGUUUCUCUAAGAGGCCUCUUGGUUUCCCAUCUCUCUUUCCCCUCUCUUCCUCUUUCCUGUCUGGGGAAGCAGUGCAUCCCUGGGGGAAUGAGGAAGAGCUUGCUGUUGUCCAAGGUCUGAAAGCAUGGCUGGUAGAGGCCUGGUCUCUGACCUCUCCUCCCAUGUGUAAAGAGAGGGGAAUUAACUCUGGACCACUGGAAAUGGGAUUCACCAAGUGCUGAAGGGAAGAAUUCUAAGUACCCAACACUGCCCCCA